Molecule: messenger RNA, 657 nt
Organism: Drosophila innubila
Lineage: Eukaryota; Metazoa; Arthropoda; Insecta; Diptera; Drosophilidae
Gene: Ilp7
Product: probable insulin-like peptide 7
Exons: 3
Coding region: 20-517 (165 amino acids)
Source: RefSeq, a predicted model, not a curated record
UUCAAGUCAGGUCGGAACCAUGAGCCUGAGCCUAAUCGGAGCAGCAGCCGCUCGGCCUCGCAACUGGACUCUACGCGGCGCUGUUCUUCUCCUGGCACUGCAGCUCAUCCAGACUCCGAAUGCCCUGCAGCACACCGAGGAGGGCCUCGAGCUGCUCUUUCGCGAACGCUCUCAGUCGGACUGGGAAAACGUCUGGCAUGGGGAAAGGCAUUCACGCUGUCGGGACAAAUUGGUGCGACAACUGUACUGGGCCUGUGAGAAGGACAUCUACAGGCUGACACGACGCAAUCGGAAGAGGGGUGGCGAUGAGAUACCUUUGAAGGGCAGCUACAAUCCUGGAUCUGGAUCUGGAGCAGCUGCAUCGACCUGGUUGCAUGUGAACUAUGCCAACAUGUUGCUCCGCAGCAGGCGCUCGGAUGCACCCUCCAUAACCAACGAGUGUUGCACCAAGAAUGGUUGCACCUGGGAGGAGUACGCCGAGUAUUGUCCCUCCAACAAGCGUCGCAAUCAUUACUAAAAUCCCUCAAUUAAUGUUCCUGUUGUUGUUAACUCCUAAUAAUAAUGUCUAAAUCUAAUGCUAAUUAUAUCGUUCUUUUUUUUUGUGUGUAUGUUUGUUUGUUGCAUCACAUUGGUAACUGAAUAAAGUCUUAUGCCACA